AUGAAUUUUAAAAGGAAACAAGAGAGGAAAUUGCAGCCGAUUGUGAUAUCAAGUGACGGGAGGCAAAGAAAAGAGAGAUACAGUGGAACAUUCAGUAACACAGACAUCAUAAUGUACACAAAAAAGCAUUGUUCAAUGUCGGUUACAAAAGCAUUGAGAGCAAUUGAUGGAUCUCAUAUUCCUGUAAUUGUGAAGAAAAAGAAACACAACAGAUAUCUGUGCUCCUUUGAUCAUACUUUUCUUUAUGUGGCUGCUGAAUGGGAGGGAUCAGCAUCUGAUAUGUCAGUUCUUCAUGCAAUACUGGAAGAUGGUAAAUUUAAUGUUCCUGAAGGUCAUUUUUACUUAGUUGACUCGGGAUAUGCUAAUACUUCAAAAUUUAUCGCACCAUAUCGUGGAUCACGUUAUCAUCUUGGAGAUUUUGCAAAUGGGACCACCAGAGCCUAUCGAGAUACUAAAGAUAAAUAUAAUCAUAGGCAUGCACAACUACGUAAUGCAGUGGAAAAAGCAUGGGGAAUUUUAAAACAAAGAUUCAAAUUUUUGAAAGUUGCUGCUCCAUUUCCUUAUAAAACUCAAGUCAAAAUCGUAGUAGCUUGUUGUGUUCUUCAUAAUUUUAUUGCAAGGCAUCAGGGAAAUGAUAAAUACUUUAAUAUGCUCAAUGGAUUAGAGAUGAAUGAGGAUGAAGAUGAGGUGGAGGAGGAAGAAGACCACCAAUACAUGGUUGGUGCAGACGAAAGUUUAAGGGGUGAGCAACUUCGUAACAGGAUUGCUUUACAGCUCUGUAAUAAUUGA
Asparagus officinalis (garden asparagus) is the source of this 789-nucleotide messenger RNA. RefSeq names its product protein ALP1-like. NCBI's taxonomy places the organism in Eukaryota, Viridiplantae, Streptophyta, Magnoliopsida, Asparagales, Asparagaceae. The transcript has 5 exons. The coding region runs from base 1 to 789 and encodes 262 amino acids. The record is from RefSeq and is a predicted model, not a curated record.